Messenger RNA from Neomonachus schauinslandi (Hawaiian monk seal), 799 nucleotides. It is a transcript of the gene TEDC1, whose product is annotated as tubulin epsilon and delta complex 1. NCBI's taxonomy places the organism in Eukaryota, Metazoa, Chordata, Mammalia, Carnivora, Phocidae. The transcript is spliced from 5 exons. The coding region runs from base 1 to 756 and encodes 251 amino acids. The record is from RefSeq and is a predicted model, not a curated record.
AUGCACCCUGCACCCCUGUACCUCUGCACUCUGCACCUGUGCACAUUUGCACCCCUGCACCCCUCAACCCUGCACCCCAUCCACUCCUAUACCCAAGGCUGCCACAGUGACCGCAGCCUUGGCCACCUGUCUGUUGCUGAGACGGAGCUGUUCAGGGACCCAGAGCGCGGCCGGCAGCUGCUUCAGAGGCUGGAGAGUGAGAACGCGCGCCUGGAGGCCGCCCUGGUGUGGCGGCGGCAGGAGCUGGUCUUCUGGAAGUGGAUGGACACGGUCCUGGGCGCCUGCCCCCUGGAGGCCUCACAGCCCACAUUUCUGCCCAGGAUCCCCACGGGGGGUGCUGGCGCGUUGGAGCUGGUGGCCCAGGAGUUGCAGGCCCUGCAUGAGGAGCUGCGGGGAGCAGCGGAGCCCCGGCGGGCGGCCUGGGAGGCCAGGGCUGGAGGCUGGGGGCCGGAGCAGACUGCUGUGCAGCGGGCCUCACGGGAGGCCGUGGGACGGGAGCUGGCCGCUCUUCAGCGGGCCUGCGAGCAAGGGGAGGCCCUGGCCCAGCCCCAUGGGCCCUGCCGGCUGGUGAAGAGAGACGCCAGAGCCUCGGGGGGCCCAGGCUUGCGGGCUGCUGAGCUGAUAGGGGCGCUGAGGAGCCGGGAAACCUGCCUGGAGGCUGUGCUGGGCCGGCUGCAGACCCGGUGUCGGCAGGAGCUGACCAGGCUGGCGGGAGCCCGGCCCGGCCUCCUCUGGAUCCUGCCGCCUGGUCGCUGAGGGCCCGUGGGUGUGCCCUCCUCGAGGGGGACCUGCCCUGACG